AUGCUAAAAGAAAUAGAGGCAGCAGAGGAAAUUAAGAAUUUUCUGGAGAGAAAUAACCUCGUACAAUAUUAUGAUUCGUUUUUGAAUCUUGGUUAUGAUGAUCUGCCACAGCUUCUCGAGAUGUCCGCCGAGGAUUUGAAUGUUGUGAUUGCAGAAGUUGGCCUUGUUCAUAAGCCAGGUCAUAGAAAACGAUUUGUUGCUGCCUUGCAAAUUUUGAAUUCCAAGUCGAAGCAUGGAGAGCCAAGCCACUUUGAUACUGUUGCCCACUCAGUGAAAGACAAAAUUUCCACUGAUAUAUCUACAUGUAAGUUUUAUAUUUUAUACAUUUCAUAUUUCCGCACAUCUUUGUUUCAAUAAUUUGUUUUGUAGUCAAGACGAAUGUCAAGAAGGGCGAUAUUCAUAGAUUCGACUGUUAA
This is a messenger RNA of Paramuricea clavata, 416 nucleotides long. The record is from the annotation of a GenBank genome assembly. NCBI's taxonomy places the organism in Eukaryota, Metazoa, Cnidaria, Anthozoa, Malacalcyonacea, Plexauridae.